GGGGCGCGAUGGCGGCGGCCGGGCCGGGCCAGGGCCCCGGGGCCGGCGGGGCGGUGAAGACGCUGGCCCUGGUGCUGGAGGACGAGGCCCGGCGCGGCGGCGGCUACUGCAGCGGGGACACGGUGUCCGGGCAGGUGCUGCUGGAGCUGGCGGGCCCGCUGCCGCUCCGCGCGCUGCGCCUGGAGGCCGCCGGCCGGGCCCGCGUCGCUUGGACCGAGAGCUCGGGCGCCGUCCCCGGGGCAGGAACCUGGGGGGUGGCGGCGAGGGCGGCCGGGCCGGGGCCGCGGCGGGAAGCGGAGGUGCGGUACCUGGACAUCCGGCAGAGCCUGCUGCGGGACCCGCCCGGAGGUGUCCGGCCGGCGGGGACAUCACCGCGCCACGCUGGGACCCUCCGGGGCAGCGACCGCAGCCCUCGCCGUGCCCGGGGCAGACGCGGCUGAGAAACGCGGAACGCGGCCAGAAGCAGCUCGGCAGCCCUUGGAUUCCCUCGCCGGGUGCCCGCAGAGCUCCGCUCGCUGAGGAAUUAGAUCGAGCACCUGCCUGGUCCUUGUGCUCCGCAGCAGCAGCUGGGAAGCUGCCCGUGGAAGGCGCUGGAAGCAGCCGGGCUCCUUCGGCAGCGGCUGAAGGGAGCAGAGGAAGCUUCGUUGCACGGGCCUGUCGCUGACACCUCUGUCGCUCGAGCCUCUGCAGCCCUGUGACAGCCUUGGAGACUGCAGGGAAAGGGCAUUUCGUUCCAUCAGGGUGAAACACAUCUCGGGUCUGCCUGUGGGGAAACAGGCCUUUAAAAGCUGUGACAGCAGGCUCUCCGUGCAUCUAUUAAGUUUACAUACAUCAACAGUAUUUCAUAACACUGGCCUGAACACUGCAGCUUUUUAGCCCAAAAGUUAGUUUAGCUGUUCAUUGAAAAAAACCAGAUUAUUUGCUGCCCUGCUGAAAAGGAAACUUACUUUCUACUUUCCAGAAGCCAUUUUGGAUUUGAAAUUGGCCAGAGUCCUGAACUGAAGCUCAAGGCCUCCACAUUUCCUUGAUUUUUUCAUUGAAAUCACAUCACAGCAUAAAUAAAGCAUGGGCUCCCAUCCAGAACCCACUGGGAUCAAUAAAAGCUUCUCCUGGUCCCUUGUAUCUGGGUGCUUUUAUACAUAAAUAAUUUAUAAUAGCGACUGCUUUGUUCUGCUAUUUAUGGAAUAACAAACACACUAUUCAUUUUUAUCCUACAGG
Molecule: messenger RNA, 1218 nt
Organism: Apus apus (common swift)
Lineage: Eukaryota; Metazoa; Chordata; Aves; Apodiformes; Apodidae
Product: arrestin domain-containing protein 4-like
Exons: 2
Coding region: 9-440 (143 amino acids)
Source: RefSeq, a predicted model, not a curated record